AUUGGAACUCUCCUUCCCCUUCUGUUUUCAUCUUCUUGUUACAGAAACAGCUGAUUAUAAAUCCCAACAGAGACGCCAUUUUUACUGUUGAAUGAGAAUCAUCAGAUUCUCAAAUAAUCUUUCCUAUGAGCUUUUCAACAAAGUAAUUGACAAUUAGCGCAUUUUGCAACUUCACACAAAAUCCCAAAUUACAUUGAACCAAAAAAAUGGAAUCUUCAAGUGAAAAUCUUGUCAAACCCCUUUUAAACAACCCAUCUUCCAUCAAAACAAAGUCACAAGCUAAGCAACUUCAUGCCCAAAUUGUGAAAACAAGAGGGUCAAGGUCUGUUUCACUUGCCACCAUCAUUCUUGGCAUUUACUCUGACCUUAACCUUCUGAAAGAAUCUCUACAAGUUUUCAACAACUUUCGUUAUGUACCCACUAAAGCUUGGAAAUCUGUUGUCAGGUGUUACUCUUGUAAUGGCUAUUUUCGUGAUUCUUUGGCCUGUUUUGUUGAAAUGAGAAGCUGGGGGAAGUUACCUGGUAGUGAUAUUUUUCCUUCUGUUGUAAGAGCAUGUGCCCAUUUGAAGGAAUUGAGGGUUGGUGAGUCUGUUCAUGGUUGUGUUAUCAGGUUUGGCAUGGAAUCUGAUCUUUAUACUGGGAAUGCACUUAUGAAUAUGUAUGCAAAAUUGCAGGUUUCAUUACAUGACUGCCAUGUGUUUGAUGAAAUUCCCCUGUCAGAUCGCUUUGAUAGUCAUAGAAGCAGUUUGGGUCAAGAUUCUGAGAUUGGAAUUGAUGAUAUUGGAAAAGUACCAGUUUUGUAUCAGGGGACAAGAAAUGAGUUGAUAAGGAGUGAAAAAAGUCAUUUUGAGUCUGUAAGUGGAAGGAGAGUGAAAAAUGCUACAGGAUUAGAUAGUGUGAGUAAGAUUUUUCAAAUGAUGCCGGAUAGAGAUGUUGUUUCGUGGAAUACUGUGAUUGGUGGAAAUGUACAAAGUGGGUUGUAUGAAGAAGCUCUGGAAAGGUUAAGGGAGAUGAGCAAUGCCUAUUUGAAGCCUGACUGUUUCACUUUGUCUAGUGUCCUUCCUGUCUUUGCUAGGCAUGUAGAUGUCUUAAAGGGAAAAGAGAUUCAUGGUUAUGCAAUUAGACACGGGUUUGACAAAGAUGAGUUUAUUGGGAGUAGCUUAAUUGAUAUGUACGCAACUUGUAUCAGGGUUGAGGAUUCUUAUAGGGUGUUUAAUUUAUUAUCAGAAAAGGAUGACAUUUCAUGGAACUCAAUAAUAGCAGGAUGUGUGCAAAACGGUACUUUUGACGAAGGGCUGGAACUGUUUAGGCAGAUGUUAGCUGCUAAUGUCAAGCCUGUGGAAGUUUCUUUCUCAGCUAUACUGCCUGCCUGUGCUCAUUUGACUACACUACAUCUGGGGAAACAGCUCCAUGCAUACAUAAUAAGAGUGGGGUUUGAUCAAAACAUCCAUAUAGCUAGCUCACUUGUGGACAUGUAUGCCAAAUGUGGGAAGAUAAUGACUGCUAGAUGGAUUUUUGAUAGGAUGGAGAUACAUGAUUCAGUUUCAUGGACGGCCAUAAUCAUGGGGUAUGCAUUGAAUGGUCAUUCCCGCGAGGCAACUAUUCUUUUUAAAAAUAUGCAAUGUGAUAAGAUAAAGCCCAAUGCUGUGGCUUAUCUAGCUAUUUUAACUGCUUGCAGCCACGCUGGUUUAGUUGAUGAAGGUUGGAAUUAUUUUACAAGUAUGAGCAGACAUGGUGUUUCUCCUGACCUCGAGCACUAUGCUUCUAUUGCAGACCUUCUUGGUCGUGCUGGAAGAUUAAUGGAAGCUUAUAAAUUUAUCACUGACAUGCCUAUUAAGCCCACUGGGAGUAUAUGGGCUACGCUGCUUUCAGCUUGCCGAGUUCACAAAAAUGUUGAACUGGCUGAAAAAGUUGCCAAAGAAAUGACUAUAGCUGAUCCUGGGAACAUGGGACCUUAUCUGCUCUUGUCAAAUGUGUAUUCUGCAGCUGGGAGAUGGAAAGAUGCAUCAAAAUUAAGAACUAAUAUGAAGAAGAAAGGAAUGAGAAAACCACCAGCUUGCAGCUGGAUAGAAGUUAGGAACCAGGUGCAUGCUUUUGUCUCGGGAGAUACAUCUCACCCAUAUUAUGAUCAGAUACAUGAAGCACUAAGAGAUCUUUAUGAACGGUUAAAACAAGAAGGUUACGUUCCUGAGACGAGUGAGGCACUACAUGAUGUUGAUGAGGAGCAAAAGAGUGAUAUGCUCUUUACUCAUAGUGAACGGCUUGCAAUAGCAUUCGGCAUUAUUAGUACACCUGCUGGGACAACCAUUCGCAUAACCAAGAAUGUCCGUGUAUGCGUAGACUGUCACACAGCCAUAAAGUUCAUAUCCAAAAUUAUGGGGAGAGAAAUAAUUGUUAGAGAUAAUAAUCGAUUUCACCUUUUCAAACAUGGGAAUUGUUCAUGUGGAGACUAUUGGUGAUGGUAACUAUGGAGAUGUGUCCAUAAUGUAGCAUAAAGGGCUUUAUUAUAAGCAAUAAAAGGGGAAAACACAUCUGGGAAGGUUUCUAGGAAAUGACAGAGAUUAUAUAGGUGUUCAGACAGUCUCUAGUAUUUGUAUUUUAUGAGAAAAUCCAGAGAUCAUGCCUCAGCGCUUUGAUAUGAAAGUUGUGCGGUCUUCCGAACGCUGUUCAACUGUAUGGUAUUUGAGGCAUGGAUAUCAUCAAUCCAUUCAGCUAGCAAACUGGAUAAAUCGCCUGAUAUGAGCUUUCAAUUUCCCCUGGUGUUACGAAAGGUUAGAGACCUUGAAGCCGUAAUAUUCUUGAGCUUACGGCUGUUGUGCCUUCAUUGGUGAUGGUGUUUUGGAAUUCCACAAGGUCAUAUAGAAGUGAGGAGGAUUCUUGGAACUUGACGUUUAACUUUAAAAUUUUUCCUGUAACUUACAAAUUUUUCUGCAACUUUAGAAUAUUUUGUACAACCUGAAAAAGAGAAGUUGUGAGAAAACCGUGAAAUCUUUGAUGUCAAAAGUAAUGCUAUCCUUGUCAUUUAGAAGCUAUCUUUGUGGAUAUGAUUAAGUAUUGAUAGUCCCUUGUGAUGGGUAAGAUAUGGAACUUCUGAAUGGUCAGUAGCUUUUUCUUUCUUUUCAGGACUGCUUAUUACAUUCGUUGCACUUACUUGUUGCUGAAAAGUUUAGGAGCUCUCACCAAUUCUAGCAAAGAUUUCAUUCCUCUUCUACUGGAAUGAUGCUUGCUAGAUAUCUGGUCAAGCUGCAAGAACUACUAUCUUCAUUGGAGAUUUCAAGCUAUACAUGAAAAAUCACAGCAAUUUCCCUGUUCUACUGAAGUAGUUUAUCAUGAAUUCAAGGCAC
Messenger RNA from Solanum dulcamara, 3344 nucleotides. RefSeq names its product putative pentatricopeptide repeat-containing protein At3g23330. Bases 207 to 2459 code for a protein of 750 amino acids. Gene Ontology annotation, molecular function: zinc ion binding; protein binding; RNA binding. The transcript has 2 exons. The record is from RefSeq and is a predicted model, not a curated record. Gene Ontology annotation, biological process: RNA modification. Lineage: Eukaryota; Viridiplantae; Streptophyta; Magnoliopsida; Solanales; Solanaceae.